Molecule: messenger RNA, 2025 nt
Organism: Momordica charantia (bitter melon)
Lineage: Eukaryota; Viridiplantae; Streptophyta; Magnoliopsida; Cucurbitales; Cucurbitaceae
Product: sodium/hydrogen exchanger 2
Biological process (GO): sodium ion import across plasma membrane; potassium ion transmembrane transport; regulation of intracellular pH
Cellular component (GO): plasma membrane
Molecular function (GO): sodium:proton antiporter activity; potassium:proton antiporter activity
Source: RefSeq, a predicted model, not a curated record
CCUUAAAAUUUCUAUUUUCACCCGUUCAAAACUCCCUCUCUUGGCCUCUCGCUCAUUUCUUAAUCUUCUUAAUUUGAGACUCUUCUUGCUGAAGAAAUCCAAGGAAAAUUUGCGAUGAAUUUGGGUGCGGAAGGAGACCCUCAAGAGCGUGCUAUCACAUUAUUUGUGUUGCUUCUCUGUGCUUGUAUUGUAAUUGGUCAUCUUCUUGAGGAAAGUCGUUGGAUUAACGAAUCAGUCACUGCCCUUUUCAUUGGCCUUUUAACUGGAACUUUCAUCUUGUUAACAAGCAGUGGCAGACACUCUCGCAUCCUAGUGUUUAAUGAAGAGCUUUUCUUCAUUUAUGUUCUUCCACCUAUAAUAUUUAAUGCUGGGUUUCAGGUGAAAAAGAAACAGUUCUUCCGAAAUUUUCUGAUGAUCAUGUUGUUCGGUGCUGUUGGUACUGUGAUCUCAUUUCUCAUUAUAUCAUUAGGUUCACUCAAUUUAUUCAAGACAUUGGACCUUGGCUACUUAGAAGUGGGUGAUUAUUUUGCCCUAGGAGCAAUCUUUUCGGCCACAGAUAGUGUUUGCACGUUGCAGGUGCUUGAUCGGGAUGAGACUCCUUUUCUGUAUAGUCUAGUCUUUGGUGAAGGCGUUGUUAAUGAUGCUACCUCCAUUGUACUUUUCAAAGCAAUCCAGAGGUUUGACCUCUCCCACAUCACCUCAACCAAUGCUUUUGAGCUUCUUGGAAGUUUUCUCUAUUUAUUCUUCGCAAGCAGCUCGUUGGGAGUAUUGGUUGGGUUGGCCAGUGCAUUCAUCAUAAAGAAACUAUACUUUGGCAGGCACUCGACUGAUCGUGAGGUUGCCUUGAUGAUUUUAAUGCCUUACCUUUCCUAUAUGAUUGCUGAAUUGUGCAAUCUUAGUGGUAUUCUUACCGUGUUCUUUUGUGGGAUUGUCAUGUCUCAUUAUACGUGGCAUAAUGUGACUGAAAGUUCAAGAGUUACCACCAAGCAUGCUUUUGCAACAUUCUCAUAUGUUUCAGAGAUUUUCAUCUUCUCAUAUGUUGGUAUGGAUGCUUUGGAUAUUGAGAAGUGGAGAAUUGUUCGCCAAAGGCUUUGGAUAUUGGCUCGAGUGAGUCUGGUACUGCUAGGUUUAGUCCUUGUUGCAAGAGCAGCUUUUGUAUUUCCACUCUCUUUUAUAUCCAACUUGACUAGAAAGUCUGAGAGUGCCAAAAUUGGGUUUAAGCAGCAGGUUACAAUUUGGUGGGCUGGGCUUAUGAGAGGUGCUGUGUCACUGGCACUUGCUUACAAUCAGUUCGCAAAUUCAGGCCACACGCAACUGCAAGGAAAUGCGAUCAUGAUUACUAGCACAAUCACAAUUGUUCUCUUUACUAAUGUGGUAUUUGGGCUGUUAACUAAGCCUAUUGUAAGAUGCAUGCUUCCACCUAGUCAUAGACAGAUAGAUGGUACAAUGGAAGCAGAAUCUCCACCGAAGUCGCUUGUUCAUCCUCUUUUGCACAACGAUGAGGAUCCCGGGUCCGAUGCUGGAGGAUCGAACAUUCCCCGUCCACCCAGCCUACGUAUGCUGUUGACAACUCCAACUCGUUCGGUCCAUUACUAUUGGCGAAUGCUCGAUGAUCGAUACAUGCGUCCUAUUUUCGGUGGAAGAGGUUUUGUACCUUUCAUCCCUGGUUCACCAACUUAAAUGUAUAUCCACUGAUGGCAGAUUCUAUAGAAAAAAACAUGAAAUAUGAUGUAAUCUAGCUGUUCUUAGAAUAACGAGAGAAAAAGGAAAGCUAUAGAGUAUCACAACUUGAAGAUGGAUCAAAGUUAGUGUGUAUAUUGUUUAUAGGACAGUGGAAGGGGAUGCUGAUAUUGCAAGAACAAGAGAAAAAAAGGAGUAUCAUAAUUAGAAGAUGGGUAAAAAUUUGUGUGUAUAAGGUUUAUAGGACAAUAUAAUGCAGUGAUGAGUAUAAUUUGUUUGCUUGUUUUUUUUUUUUUUUUGGAUAAAAGAUUAGUAUAAUUCGUUUAUACACAUUAUCCACCUAUU